AUGAAUAAUACAGAUCAACAACAAUAUUAUGCUAAUCAAGCAGCAGCACAUUCACAAGCAUCUGGUUAUUAUAUGCCAAAUAAUGCCAUGGAACAAUCAUAUGCACCACAGUUAAGAAAUCCACAAGCAUAUGCAUCACGAAUGAAUCCUCAACAAUAUAUUAAUCCACAAAUGUCAAAUGGUUAUAAUCAACCAUUUUUUGUUCCUCAACCAUUCCCACAACAUCCAUAUUUACCUCAACAUAAUCAACGACCAAUGAAUCCUUCACAAAUAUCAAUUAUUCGACCAUCGAAUGAAAAUAUAAAUCCUUAUCCACCUUUUAUCUCACAAAAUGGAUAUCCUCAAACAUUUGCACCAACAAAUAAUAGUCUUCCAGCGACACAACCUGUUUAUCAGCAAUUUUAUUCACCUUUUUCAAUGCAAACAAAUUAUCCAACACAACAAGUACCACCACAAAUGCCUAAUCAACAACAAAUACCACAACAAUCACCAUAUCAAAUACCUGCUUUACAACAACAAGCACAAAUUCAUCCAACACAACCAACUCAACAUACACAAAUUGAUCAAUCAACUGUAUCAACAUCUCAGCCUACAAUUGCACAAAAUAUCCAACAACAAAAUCCGUAUGCGUCAACAGUACAACCAACUGUAACAGAAAAACGACAAAGAAAACCAUUAACUAUUGUUGAUCCGGUAUCACAUAAACCUGUUGAAGUCUCACCACAAACGACACAUUCAUCAACUCCAAAUACUACGAUAACAUCAUCGUCAGUAUCAUCUACUACAACAACAAGUGAAAAUCGUCCAAUUGAUUCGACAACGACAGAUUCAGGUCAAUCAAAUAAUAAACCGACAAAUGAUCCAAAUAAAACACAAAAACAAGCUGAUUUUCGACGACAAUUUGCUGAAAUUUUAGUCGAUUCUUCCAAUACUCAAACAGAUAAGAAUACAAAUCAACAAUCAAUAUCUACAGGAUCAAAUGAAGAAUUAUCUGGUGCUACAUCAAUAAAACAAAAUUUAAAUAAACAAUCUGAAACAAAUAUACAACAAUCAACAUCAUCAGCAUCAUCAUCUCGAUCAGGUUCAAUAUCACGACCUAAAUCUCCGAUAUCAUUAUCAGAAACACCAAGUAAAGAAUCAACAUCAAGUAAAUCAUCUGAACAACCACAACCACAACCAGGUCAUCCGGGUAUAUUGACACGAAAUUUAACUGAUGAUAAAUUAAUAACAAAAAUUAAUCAAGAUGAUAUAAAAGAUAAACAAGAUUAUAGUGAUUCUCAACAACAACAAGAAUCCGAGCCAAUUGAAACAACUGAAAAAACAAAUAAUAAUGAUGAAAAUGAUGAUGAUAAUAAUAAUACUUCAAAAACAACGAAAAGUAUGGUAAGACAGGCUCAUCAACGUAAAAAACAACGAAUGUAUAUUCGAAAUAGCCAGUCUGAUGAGUAUAUACCUGCGGUUAAUGAUGAAAUUAAUUCAAAUCCACCACCAGAAUCACAAUCAACCACACCACCAUUAUCAGCCACAGCAUCAUUAGAAUGUGUUACACCACCACAAACACCAACAGCAAUAAUAAAUGAUGAAAAAUCUCAAGAACCACCAAAUCAACGUUUACGUUAUGAUCGUCACGAACUUUUACGUAUACGUGAAAAUUCAGGACCAUUUCCUAUUCCUCAAAAUCUUCCUGAUCUUGAUAUUGUUCUUAAUCGACGUGAUAAUACUAAUCCACGUUAUUCAUAUACAGGUACAAAUAGUCAAGGACGUAUGAAUCCUCCAUUUCAUCGACAAUUAUCAUCAAGUAAUCAUCCAUCAUUAACACGUUAUCAAAAUAAUCCAAAUUCUUCAAGUGAUUCAAGACGUAAAGCAGGAAUUUAUUUAGCAGCUGAACCUGAUUUUAGUAAUCGUGUUGACAAUCCUUAUAAACCAGUUGAUCAAACUAAAAUUGAUGCUAAUAAUAAAGUUUUACGUGAUGUUAAAGCCAUAUUAAAUAAAGUAACACCACAAACAUAUGAUAAAUUACAAAAAAAACUUGAAUUAUUAGAAAUUGAUCGUUAUGAAAGAUUAGAGGGAAUGAUAAAAAUAUUUUUUUCUAAAGCUGUUGAUGAACCAGCAUUUAGUUUUCUUUAUGCAAAAUUAUGUAAACAAUUUCAAAAAAAACAAGUCACUGUACCAAGUGAAGAUGGUAAAACAGUAACACAUUAUUUUCGUCAAAUCUUAUUAACACGUUGUCAAAAAGAAUUUGAAAAUGAUUAUAGACAAGAAAUUGAAUAUGAAAAACGAAAAAGUGAAGUUGAAACUAUAACAGAUGACAAAAAACGUAAAGAAGAAGCAGAAAAAUUAGAAGAAGAUCUUGUUAAAGCUAAACGAAGAAAAUUAGGAAAUAUUUUUUUUAUUGGUGAAUUAUUUAAAUUACAAAUGUUAACUGAUACAAUUAUGUAUGAUUGUAUUGAAUAUUUACUUCGUGAUAAAACUGAUGAAGAAAGUCUUGAAUGUUUAUGUCGUCUAUUACGUACUAUUGGUAAAGAACUUGAUGGUAAAGCUAGUGAAAAAUCUACAAAUAAAUCAAAUUUAGAAAAACAUUAUCGUGAAUUAGAUGCAAUUAUUAAGGAACAAAAAGCAUCAGCACGUAUUCGUUUUAUGAUUCAAGAUCUUAUAGAAUUACGACAAGCUUCAUGGGUUGCUCGUCGUGCUGAAGCAAAACCAACAACAAUUGAUGAAAUUCAUGAACAAGAACGUUUAAAACGUGAACAACAAGAACGUGACCAAGAACGUGACCGACAACAACGUCGUGAUCAAAAUCGUGGUACUGCUAUUGGUAGUGCUUAUAGUGGAAAUAAUCAACAACAGUAUAAUGAUGGACGUGGUAGUCGUGGUAGUGGAAUUAAACAACAAUCAAGUAGAAACGAAGAAGAUCGAGUUGAAAAUCGUUUUAAUGUUAAUAGUUUAAGACAAUUACAAUCAAAUGAUAAACGAAAUCAAGGACCAUUCGCAAUGAAUUUAGCUCCACAACGUACAUGGACAAAAGGAUCAGGCAUUGAAAAGAAACCUGAAGAAGAUCGUUCAUUUGGUGGUGGACGUACUGGUAAACCACCUGCUGGUCCAGUUCAACAACUCAAAGGUAAAAUUGGUUCAUCUCAAAGUGGUUCAGCUUAUCCUCUUCAACGUCAAUCAUCACGUGAAUUAGCACGUGAAAAUAGUCAACGUGAUCGUGAAAAUGCUUUACAAUCAUUACGUAAAACAACAACUGGUAGUGGAAUAAAUAGUCCAGUACAUACAACUGGUACAUCAUCCAUGGCAAAUUCACGUGAAGGUUCACGUAAUGUUAGCCGUGAACAAUCACGUAAUGCAUCACGUGAAUCAAGUGUUAGUGAACGUAUAUCAAAUGCUAAUUUAGCAGUACAAAUAAAUAAAUCAGCAA
Molecule: messenger RNA, 3418 nt
Organism: Rotaria sordida
Lineage: Eukaryota; Metazoa; Rotifera; Eurotatoria; Philodinida; Philodinidae
Source: the annotation of a GenBank genome assembly